AUGGAACACGCAGACUCUAUCGGCUCUGCCCUCUCGGGAGCGCCACCAUCGAAUACCCCUGGAUCUCAGGCGAAACGUCGGCCAGCCCCUCGAGGCACAGCUGCUUAUCCACGGAAGCGCGCAAACACAGCUUGCCAAGUGUGUAGAGCUCGAAGGACCAAGUGCGACAACAAGAAGCCUUCUUGUUCGUUCUGUGAGAGGGUUGGAGCGAAGUGCAUCUCUUCUCCGGCGGACCUUUCCGCCUUUGACCCCGCAAGUCUGAAGAUUCUUGAACGACUAGAUGAGCUCGAAGACAGACUAUUAUCACAACACAUUGGCGUCGUCGACGUCCUCGCGUGGCCUGUUUUUGGGGGCCGAUUCGACGCACGUCUGGAUACCAAAUCGCUCUUGCGCAGGAUUCCACUGGAUGCCGUUGCUUCCCCGUCGUCAGAUUCCUACACCUCUGUCGGAGAAUUGGAUUCAAAUAAUGGGUUGAAACUUCUGGAUGCCUUUUUGCAGCAUGUACAUAUCAAAAACCCAAUCCUAGACGAGGCCAGCGUUCGUCAAAUGGUGCAUCGUACCAAUUUCGAUGGUCUCGGUUGGGAUGCCGAGUCUUGCUUGGUCCUUAUCAUCUAUGCGCUGGGCACUAUUGCCUCGUCUUUUGGCAGCUCGUCUUCUUCCCCGGCUAAUCUUGGCCGGGCCACCUCCUACUUCAACGCAUCUCAAAAGCGAAUUGGGACAUUGCUUGGAAGGGGCGGUACUCUUGAGGCUCAAUGCUUCUUCUUUUCCGGCGUAUUCUUGAUGACAGCUCUCCAGCCCAUUCAAGCCUGGAGAAACUUUGUCCAAGCACUAGCAGCUUGCCAAGAGUUUGAGUUUGCUAAGCAGUCCCUAUUGCCAGUCUCAAAUCGGAACCUCGAAAGCUUUGGAGGUACCACUGCCGAGGAGAGCGUGUAUUGGACGUGUUGGAAGUCGGAGCUGGAGUUGAGGGUGCUUCUCCAACUGCCUGAUUUCAUAGCAAAGGAUCUGGUUUACCCACGUCUUUUUCCCACCCCGCCAAUAGGCAACGGGAACGAAGAACACCGAGCAUGGUAUUUUUACCUCGCAGAAAUUGCGCUGCGAAGGUUGGAUACAAGAGUCCGUUACGAAAUGUGUCACGUCUCACGACCAACUGGCGACAUGGCCUUUGUGGAGUUAUCUGACACAAUUCCAUCCUACGAAGACCAAAUUGAGAGUUGGAUGCGUUCAUUGCCUGACAGUAUGAGUUUGCAAACACCAGAGUCAGAUGAUGAUGUUCUCAAAUUCAUUCUCAGAGGGCAUAUGAUGAACAUAUAUGAGUUGAUUUAUUGGCCUUUUCUGGAUGCAACCAUCAAUCAGCAGCAAGGAUUUUUAGCUGUUGAGGAGUAUGGCCGUAAAGGUUUGAACUGCUGUUUGGAAAGAAUUCGCCUCAACAAACCUGGAUUUAAGCAUCGCCACCAUGGAACGUGGUUCAUGCUUCAGUCAUGUACUCGAAGCGCUCUCAUUCUUCUGGCAGCCACUCGCACCUCAUACGCCACCGAGUUGAUGCCAGACGGGUGGAGGAGUGCUGUGAUUGACGUGAUGGAAAUGCUGAGAUUUUGGGAGCAUGAAGUAGGCGACGCCGGGGAUCGCCUCCGGAUUUUGGAAGAACUACUGGAGUCUGUCUAG
This is a messenger RNA of Hyaloscypha bicolor E, 1662 nucleotides long. RefSeq lists its product as uncharacterized. Gene Ontology annotation, molecular function: DNA-binding transcription factor activity, RNA polymerase II-specific; zinc ion binding. NCBI's taxonomy places the organism in Eukaryota, Fungi, Ascomycota, Leotiomycetes, Helotiales, Hyaloscyphaceae. The transcript is spliced from 2 exons. The record is from RefSeq and is a predicted model, not a curated record. Bases 1 to 1662 code for a protein of 553 amino acids. Gene Ontology annotation, biological process: regulation of DNA-templated transcription.